Condylostylus longicornis is the source of this 5305-nucleotide messenger RNA. RefSeq names its product exportin-1 (gene emb). Gene Ontology annotation, cellular component: nucleus; cytoplasm. The coding region runs from base 601 to 3798 and encodes 1065 amino acids. The transcript has 9 exons. Lineage: Eukaryota; Metazoa; Arthropoda; Insecta; Diptera; Dolichopodidae. The record is from RefSeq and is a predicted model, not a curated record. Gene Ontology annotation, molecular function: nuclear export signal receptor activity; small GTPase binding. Gene Ontology annotation, biological process: ribosomal small subunit export from nucleus; ribosomal large subunit export from nucleus; protein export from nucleus.
UUCUGAUUUGCGUUUGAAAUUUGUAUUUAACUUCAUUUUAUUGAAAAUAAUAAAAAGUUCGUGUGAAUGUGAGCGUUUCUCUGUCUAGCCGCAAUUCUAAAAAUUUUUUUUGUGAGUGGUGCGUAUGUGUAUUGAAUGAAUCUUGAAAUAAAACAUUGACAAAAUUUAUUUAAUAAAUUAUUAAAUAAAUAUAUUCAAUAAACAAGAAAAGGAGCCAACAAGCAACAUAUAUAAAUAUAAUAAUAAUCUUAAGAAAAGAACCAAUUUUGAAUGGGUGGUGAAUUUUGCGUGAAUAUCUGUUAAAGCCGCUUCAAAUAACAACCAACUGCAAUCAAUUUAAAUUAAGAUAAAAUAAGAAGUUACGAUAAAGAAAAUAAAAUCGAACAAUUCAAAAGGUUUUGGUUGAUUUGUAACAAAAUUUGGAUUCAAAUUUGAGUAAAAUAUUAAAUAAACAUCUAUCAAAGGGUCCUUAUACCAACCAUAUAUAUAUAACAAAAAUACGAAUUCAUAUCUUAUUGCAAUAACAUAUGCAUAUAAAAAGCACUUGUUUGCAUAGGAUAUCGUUUAAAAUAUAGAGAGAAAGUAUUGAAAACAUUAAAGAUGGCGAUGACUACAUUAUCAGCCGAAGAGGCUAGAAAACUACUUGAUUUCAGUCAGAAACUUGAUAUAGGCCUAUUGGACAACAUUGUUGUAUCUUUAUACACUUCUCAAGGUGAACAAUUACGUUUGGCACAGGAAAUUUUAACAACAUUAAAGGAACAUCCCGAUGCGUGGACACGGGUUGAUAGUAUAUUAGAAUUUUCACAAAAUCAGCAAACGAAAUUUUACGCACUGCAAAUAUUAGAAGAAGUUAUUAAAACAAGAUGGAAGAUAUUGCCACGUAAUCAAUGUGAAGGUAUAAAGAAAUAUGUUGUAAGUUUAAUUAUAAAAACAUCAUCAGAUCCCGAAACGAUGGACGCAAAUAAAGUAUACUUAAAUAAAUUAAAUAUGAUAUUGGUACAAAUAUUAAAGCGUGAAUGGCCUAAAAAUUGGGAAACAUUUAUUGGUGAUAUCGUUGGUGCGUCAAAAACAAACGAAAGUUUAUGUAAAAAUAAUAUGGUUAUAUUGAAACUAUUAAGUGAAGAGGUAUUUGAUUUCUGUUCUGGCCAAAUAACACAAACAAAAGCCAAACAUUUGAAGGAUACCAUGUGUUCAGAAUUCUCACAAAUAUUUCAGUUAUGUUCAUUUGUUUUAGAAGGCUCGAUGAACGCACCAUUGAUUGAAGCAACUUUGGAAACCCUUUUAAGAUUUUUAAAUUGGAUUCCUCUUGGUUAUAUAUUUGAAACAAAGUUAAUCGAAACAUUAAUAUUUAAACUUUUAAACGUUCCAAUGUUUCGUAAUGUAACAUUAAAAUGUUUAUCAGAAAUUGCUGCUCUAAGUGUCCCACAAUAUAAUAAUAAUUUUGCUCAAUUAUUCAAAGAAACUAUGGAACAAUUGGAUCAAAUGUUGAAUCCAAAUACAGAUAUGAAUCAUAAUUAUAUGAACGGUACCGAUCAUGAACAACAGUUUGUGCAAAAUUUAGCAAUGUUUCUAUGUACAUUUUUAAAAGAACAUGGUAAACUUGUUGAGGAAGCACAGUAUGUUGAACAUUUGCAGAGAGCCUUAUUAUGUUUGGUAAUGAUUUCAGAAGUUGAAGAUGUUGAAAUAUUUAAAAUAUGUCUCGAAUAUUGGAAUAGUUUAGUGGAUGAUCUGUAUAGCUCAGAUCCAUACGCUGGUAAUCAAUGUAAUCAAUUUGCGAAACGUACUGUGUUAUCUCGUCGACGUUUUUACGCUGAUAUAUUAUCGAAAGUACGCUAUAUUAUGAUAUCACGUAUGGCAAAACCAGAAGAAGUUUUGAUUGUAGAAAAUGAAAAUGGUGAAGUUGUGAGAGAAUUUAUGAAGGAUACAAAUGCUAUUAAUUUAUAUAAGAAUAUGCGUGAAACGCUUGUGUUUUUAACACAUUUAGAUUAUGCUGAUACGGAACGUAUUAUGACAGAAAAAUUGAUGAAUCAGGUGAAUGGAACAGAGUUUUCGUGGAAAAAUUUAAAUACUUUGUGUUGGGCAAUUGGUUCUAUUUCAGGGGCGUUUUGUGAAGAGGAUGAAAAACGUUUUCUAGUAACUGUUAUUAAAGAUCUACUAGGCCUUUGUGAACAGAAAAAAGGCAAAGACAAUAAAGCUAUUAUAGCUUCUAAUAUAAUGUAUGUUGUGGGACAAUACCCAAGAUUUUUACGAGCUCAUUGGAAGUUUUUGAAAACCGUUGUAAAUAAAUUAUUUGAAUUUAUGCAUGAAACUCAUGAUGGCGUACAAGAUAUGGCAUGUGACACAUUCAUCAAAAUUGCUAUGAAAUGUCGUCGUUAUUUUGUAACAAUACAACCAAAUGAAGUUUGUACAUUUAUUGAUGAAAUUUUAAGCACAAUGAGUACCAUAAUAUGUGACUUACAGCCACAACAAGUUCAUACAUUCUAUGAAGCCGUUGGAUAUAUGAUAUCAGCACAGGUUGAUCAAGUUCAACAAGAUGCUUUGAUUGAACGUUAUAUGUAUUUGCCCAACCAGGUUUGGGACGAAAUUAUAUCAAGAGCCUCAAAAAACGUAGAAUUCUUACGUAAUAUGGCUGCAGUUAAACAAUUGGGUAGCAUACUUAAAACAAAUGUAGCUGCUUGUAAAGCAUUGGGUCACAGUUAUGUAAUACAAUUAGGUCGAAUUUAUUUGGAUAUGUUAAAUGUUUAUAAAAUUAUGUCUGAAAAUAUUAUACAAGCUAUAACAGUCAAUGGAAUGAAUGUCAAUAAUCAACCGUUGAUAAAAGUAAUGCAUGUUGUCAAAAAGGAAACUUUAACUUUAAUAUCUGAGUGGGUAUCUCGUUCAAGUGACAAUCAAAUGGUAUUGGAUAAUUUUAUACCACCUUUACUAGAAGCGGUUUUAUUGGACUAUCAAAGAUGUAAAAUUCCGCAAGCACGGGAGCCUAAAGUUUUAAGUACGAUGGCAGUUAUUGUAAAUAAAUUAAGAAAUUUUAUAACACCGGAAGUACCAAAAAUAUUCGAUGCUGUCUUUGAAUGCACAUUGGAUAUGAUAAAUAAAAAUUUUGAGGACUAUCCACAACACCGUACAAGCUUCUAUGAAUUAUUACAAGCAGUAAAUGCUUAUUGUUUUAAAUCUUUCUUAAGUAUACCACCAGCACAAUUUAAAUUAGUUUUUGAUUCGGUGGUAUGGGCCUUCAAGCACACGAUGAGAAAUGUUGCAGAUAUGGGUUUGCAAAUUUUAUAUAAGAUGUUGCAAAAUUUGGAACAACAUCCUCAAGCAGCACAGAGUUUUUAUCAAACGUAUUUUACCGAUAUAUUAAUGCAAAUAUUUUCAGUUGUAACUGAUACAUCACACGCAGCUAGUUUAGCCAUGCAUGCUGUUAUAUUAGCAUAUAUGUUUUCACUAAUUGAAAAUAAUAAAAUUGCAGUAAAUUUGGGCCCAAUACAGGAUAACACAGUGUUUAUAAAAGAAUACGUUGCAUCUUUAUUAAAAAGUGCAUUUAGUCAUUUAACAGAUAACCAAAUCAAAGUAUUUGUUACGGGAUUAUUUGAUUUGGAUGAAAAUGUAUCUGCAUUUAAAGAGCAUUUGAGAGAUUUCUUGAUUCAAAUUCGUGAGGUUACUGGUGAAGAUGAUUCAGAUCUAUAUCUUGAAGAACGAGAAGCUGCCUUACGUGAAGAACAAACAAAUAAACGACUUAUGCAACGUAAUAUACCUGGUAUGAUAAAUCCUCAUGAAUUGCCUGAAGACAUGCAAGAUGAAUAAUGCUACAUCGUAUGCAAAAAUACGCUCUCACAAAUUGAAUAUAAACAUUUUUUUUGCUAAAACAGAAUACUAAAACUAUAUAAAUGAAUGAUUAUAUAAAAUCUUUCAUUAGGAAAAUAUUACAAAAUUAAUAAAAAAGUGAAAAAUAUAAAGCAGCGAUUUAUUGAGAAUAUGAGAAACGAGAUAAAUUUGUAGAAGUAGAAAAUCAACAUUUGUAUUAAAAAAAAACAAAAUAUUUCAUGAAAAAAAAACAUUUUUAUUCUUUUUUAUAUAUAUAAGAAUAUAAAAAUUAAAUAUACACAUGCAGUGAAAUUUGCGAGAGAGAAAAAUUAUAAUUUAUAAAAAAAAAUCCUGUUUUUAGAAGUAUGUUUGGGUUAAAAAAACUUUAAAAUAUAAAAUAAAUGUUUGUAAUUAACCACAAGAAAUUAUGCUUGAGUGGAUGAUUUUUUAAUUAAACAUAUAAUAAUUAAGUGAAUGUAAGAAAAAAAAAAUUAAUUUGUGCACAUACACUCAUAGAUGCUUUUUAUUAAUUUUUCUAUACUUAAUGAAACAAAAAUUAAAUGCAUUUUAAAUGAUUUCAUUUUUUUUUUAUGAUUUGAUUAAAUUUAUUCCAAUAUUUUUUUUUUGUUUUCUUAAUUGUAUAUAAUAUAUUUACAAUCUGUAUUUGAAUAUUUCAUUGGUUGUAAUUAUGUUAAAUGGAAAAAUAUUAUAAAAAGUAAAAUCAGAAUGUUUCGGUAAUCAAUGUUUUUAUUUUUCCACAUUUUUUUUUUGACAUUUUAUUAAAGCGCAGUUUAUAAUUAACAUGAAGUAAUUUAUCAUUUAUUUAUGCUUUGAACACAUUUGUAAAUUUUGAUAUUAGGUUAAACUAUUACGUAAAAACUUUAAUGGAAUCAUUUUAUACUAAUUUUUUGUUGCUAAAACAUUAAUUCACUAAUUUUUUAAUAUAAAAUUAGUAUUAAAAAACUUUCUUUUUAAAUUUCAUUUACAGAAUCUAAUUUUUUUUUUUGUAAUUUCUCGAAAAUGUAAGUUAAAUAAUACCAAUUUUUUUAUUGUAGUUUUUAAUUUCUUUAUAAUUUUAACUAUGUAAACAUUAUUCAACGCUAUUUAUAUGGCAGAUUAUUUAGAAAUUAUUUUUCUUAUUAAAUUUUAAUUAAAUAUGUAAUAAUUUUGCAGAAUUAAAAUAAAAUUAAGUUAUCUGCAUUAUUUGUAGGAGUUUAUAUUAUUUUGAAAUUAUAAAGAAUUUAAAUAAUUUUUAUGUAAUUUUUAUACAUUUAAAGACAAUCUUUUAUUCCCGUUUAGCUUUUUCAAAAAUUUAAUAAUUUUCAAUAUUUAUAAAUUUACAUUUUCAAUUACAAUUUAAAGUUCUAUCCAAUGUUCUAAAGGAAAACAAUUAUUUUCAAUUAUUUAACAAUAAUUAUAAACAUAAAUUAUUAAUAAGAUUUGUUUUUUGAAUUAUGACUUAUAAAAAAUUACAAAAUUAUUUUUUAUUUUAUUUUUCCUCAUUAUU